Myotis brandtii (Brandt's bat) is the source of this 1514-nucleotide messenger RNA. RefSeq names its product bridging integrator 3 (gene BIN3). Bases 1 to 792 code for a protein of 263 amino acids. The record is from RefSeq and is a predicted model, not a curated record. The transcript is spliced from 9 exons. Gene Ontology annotation, molecular function: protein binding; lipid binding. Gene Ontology annotation, cellular component: cytoplasm; actin cortical patch. Gene Ontology annotation, biological process: actin cortical patch localization; plasma membrane tubulation; endocytosis. NCBI's taxonomy places the organism in Eukaryota, Metazoa, Chordata, Mammalia, Chiroptera, Vespertilionidae.
AUGACCUGCCCUUCUGCCAAGCUGUCUUCCAUCUCUAAGAUUCCUUUCAAGAUUGGGCAACCCAAGAAACAGAUUGUCCCCAAAACAGUGGAGAGAGACUUUGAGAGGGAGUAUGGAAAACUGCAGCAGCUGGAAGAGCAGACCAGGAAGCUGCAAAAGGACUUGAAGAAGAGCACCGAUGCUGACCUGGCCAUGUCCAAAUCUGCUGUGAAGAUAUCCUUGGACUUGCUCUCUAAUCCCCUCUGCGAACAAGACCAGGACUUUCUGAACAUGGUGACAGCCCUGGACACGGCCAUGAAACGGAUGGACGCCUUCAACCAGGAAAAGGUGAACCAGAUUCAAAAGACCGUGGUUGAGCCCUUGAAAAAGUUCGGCAGUGUCUUCCCGAGCCUCAACAUGGCGGUGAAACGGUGGGAGCAGGCCCUGCAGGACUACAGGAGGCUGCAGGCCAAGGUGGAGAAGUACGAGGAAAAGGAGAAGACAGGGCCAGUGUUGGCCAAACUCCACCAGGCCCGAGAAGAGCUCCGGCCUGUUCGGGACGACUUUGAGGCCAAGAACAAGCAGCUCCUGGAUGAGAUGCCGCGGUUCUACAACAGCCGACUUGACUACUUCCAGCCCAGCUUUGAGUCCCUGAUCCGAGCGCAGGUUGUCUACUACUCUGAAAUGCGUAAGAUCUUCGGAGACCUGACCCAACAGCUUGACCAGCCUGGCCACCCUGAUGAGCAGCGGGAGCGGGAGAAUGAAGCUAAACUGAGCGAGCUCAGAGCCCUCUCUAUUGUGGCUGAUGACUGAGCCCCGCCCCUCGGGACACCCCUGGAACACAAGUCAGCUUCUCUAGUCUCUGCCCUUUCCAAACUUAGGCUCAGGCAUCAGCCAGCGAAAGGCCAUCCCUGGGAGAAGGCCCCUAACCUCCCUCACCAGCCCUUUGGAAUGAGCCUGGCACCUGGAGCCCCAAGCAGGCUGCUGUCUCCCCGCCCAUAGCAGGAGCCUGCAGACAGGUAAGCAGCCUAUAAAACCUGAGAGGCUUUCUUAUUUCCAGAAGAACCGUCCAAAGUGCCUCCUGGUCCAGGGCCUGCUGCAGGCUGCCCGCAUGCAGGGGACAUGGACUCCGUCAGCUCACCUGCGGGCUCCGCCUUGUGUGCAUGGCUGGGAUCACAUCUACCUCCAAAGACCGUCCUGGGCACCACCCACCCUGCUGCCCUCCUACUUCUCUCCUUUCCUGGGAGAAGCCCACAACACUGUCCUGAAAAUGAGUGCUGUGGUCCCCCAGCCUCGACAGGGCCCUCACUCUAGGCUCCCAGCACGACAAAGGCUGGCUUUUGUCCUUUUGGUCGAGUGCAGGGAAGAUCCCGUCUUGUAGGUUCUCUAGGAAAUGGAUUCAACUCCUGUAAAUGUCCAAUCCACAGGCCUCAAAGCAACAACAGUGGGUUUGUGUCUCACCUGAAUAUUUGGAAUUUUUUUUUCCAGUAAAGUUUUCAAUAAAAUGUUCUUGUAUUGUGCUGUAACUAAGGAAA